Messenger RNA from Drosophila navojoa, 457 nucleotides. RefSeq lists its product as uncharacterized. NCBI's taxonomy places the organism in Eukaryota, Metazoa, Arthropoda, Insecta, Diptera, Drosophilidae. The record is from RefSeq and is a predicted model, not a curated record.
UUAUCGAUAGCUCAUUUUACAUUUGGGGCCUUUGCGUCUAUCGACAAGUUGAUUUCGAUUAUUCAAGUUUUUCAAAAUGGUGCACUUUGACGAGAUGCGUCUGCAGUAUGAGAAGCGCAUAGAGGAGCUGGAGCAGCAGGUGCUGGAAUGCUCGCAGAUGCUGCAGCAGCUGAAGAAGGAUACCGUUGUCAAGGACCUGCACGAACAGAGCUAUGUGCAGACGGAGACGCAUUUGUGCUGGGAAUUCGACAUGAGCGAGUUCCCGUUGCACAACAUAAUAGUUGAGCUCGAGCAUCGACGCGUCAAAUUGCACGCAUACCGCGAUGACGGGGAUCAAUACGAAGAGGUCUUUCGCCAAUUCGAGCUGCCCGAACACGCCGGCACCGACCUGAGCGCCAAGAUGGGCAUCUCUGGCAUCCUCACCAUACUGGCUCCACUCAGGACCAAAGCUGGCUAG